CUUCUCCAUAUCUCCCUCCCGUUCAUCAAUCCAUCUCAUUUACACCGUACAACAUGCCGAACCGUUUGGGAAUUGCCUCGAUGUCGCUGGGUCGACCGGGCAUUCACAGUCUUUCCGGCAAGCUGCACCAGGCUGCUCUGCACGGCUACGAGGGCAUUGAGCUGUUCUUCGACGAUCUCGACCACUUCGCCAAAACCCUGUUCCAGGGCGACCACGCCGCGGCGGCCAAGCAGGUGCGCCGGCUGUGCGACUCGCUGGGGCUGAGCAUCAUCUGCCUGCAGCCCUUCUCCUUCUACGAGGGGCUGCUGGACCGGGCGGAGUCGGAGCGCAUGGUCACCGAGAAGCUGCCGCGGUGGUUCGAGCUGGCGCGCAUCCUCGACACCGACCUGAUCCAGAUCCCCUCCAACUUCCUGCUGGCGGACCCGGCGACGGGCCAGCUGCGCACGACGGGCGACCGCCGCGUGAUCGUGGCCGACCUGCAGCGGGUGGCCGACCUGGGGUUGCAGCAGUCGCCGCCCUUCCGGUUCGUCUACGAGGCGCUCUGCUGGGGCAACCACGUCGACACGUGGGACGCCUCGUGGGAGGUGGUGCAGCAGGUCGACCGCCCCAAUUUUGGCCUGUGUCUGGACACCUUCAACCUGGCCGGGCGCGUAUACGCGGACCCGGCCCACCCCAGCGGCAAGACUCCCAACGCCGAGGCCGACCUGGCCGCCUCGCUGGCCAAGCUGCGCGCCUGCGUUGAUGUCAAGAAGGUCUUCUACAUCCAGAUCGUCGACGGCGAGCGCCUGAGCGCCCCCCUCGACGAGGCCCACCCCUUCCACGUCCCCGGCCAGCCCACCCGUAUGAACUGGUCGCGCAACGCCCGCCUGUUCGCCUUCGAGGAGGACCGCGGUGGCUACCUGCCGGUCCAGGAGGUCGCCCAGGCUUUCUUCGAUACCGGCUUCGAGGGCUGGGUCUCCCUCGAGCUGUUCUCCCGCACCCUCGCCGACCCCCACCCCGAUACCCCGAAGCAGCACGCCCUGCGCGGUCUCGAGUCGUGGAAGAAGCUCGUCACCCGGUUGGAGUUGAAGGAUGUGUCGCCUUCGGUUUCGUAUACGCCGCUGGCCUCCCCGGCGGUGGAGACUCCUGCGCCUGCUUCGCCGCUGCAGCACCGUCUGUGAGCGCACUCGGUGGCUUGCACUCCAGUAUCACUUGAGGUAUCAUCCGUGAUGGAGCUCCCUACCGUGACCCGUCGAGCACGGACAGAUAUCUCGUCUUCAACUUCAACCCCCUCUCGAUCAUGUCCGUGACAUAUAGGAGUGAUCGAACGAUAUACCCCCAACCCACCUUCAUCAAUAUCCCUUCAGCCCGCAGAUACGGCUGUACACUAUGCACAUAUUCCUGCUUCGACAAUUAGCAUGGGCCCUGUAUUUGGAAUGAAUGUAACGACACACUUGGUUCCUGUUUUUUUCUGUUCUUAUUUUCUCGCACAGUGUAGAUGUUAAGAUUAU
Messenger RNA from Aspergillus uvarum CBS 121591, 1490 nucleotides. RefSeq names its product sugar phosphate isomerase/epimerase family protein. NCBI's taxonomy places the organism in Eukaryota, Fungi, Ascomycota, Eurotiomycetes, Eurotiales, Aspergillaceae. The coding region runs from base 54 to 1160 and encodes 368 amino acids. The transcript has a single exon. The record is from RefSeq and is a predicted model, not a curated record.